Molecule: messenger RNA, 1356 nt
Organism: Olea europaea var. sylvestris
Lineage: Eukaryota; Viridiplantae; Streptophyta; Magnoliopsida; Lamiales; Oleaceae
Exons: 3
Coding region: 1-1356 (451 amino acids)
Molecular function (GO): catalytic activity
Source: RefSeq, a predicted model, not a curated record
AUGAGUGCCAUCAUUUGGAAUGUGAGAGGUGUAGCUAGUGUAGCUACUCGUCGGCGCCUGAAGAAACUUAUACAGCUUCAUCAGGUUUAUCUGUUAGUUUUACUGGAGCCUUUUGUUCUUCAGCACAGCUUUGCAUAUAUUCGACAUUACCUGCGCUUCGAUACGGGAGCUCAGAAUGAAUCGAAUAAGAUUUGGUUUUUCUGGAACUCGGGGACUAAUGUUACUAUUAUUGUUGAUCAUCCCCAAUUUCUUCACGUUAAAGUUGAGGACCCCAGACUAGCUCUUCCCAUCUAUUUUACUCCAGUUUACGCUUCUUGUGAUGCUUCUGUCAGGAGGGAUUUGUGGGCGGGUCUUCACCACAUCUCCCUCGAUAUGGAGGACCCUUGGAUAGUUGGGGGAGACUUUAACGUUAUUACUCAUGAUGGAGAGCGCACGGGUCAUAAUACUCGUGAUCGAGGCACUACAGCUUUUUCUGAUAUGAUGUUGGAUAGUGGUCUAGAGGAUGCAGGUUUCCUUGGGAAUCGAUACACUUGGACCAAUGGGCGGGUCAGGAAGAGAUUGGAUAGAGUACUCAUUAAUUCUUCAGCUGCAGCAUUUUGUCGACAGCUUACAGUGAAGCACUUGAACAGGACUUCAUCUGAUCACUCACCUUUAUUACUUCAGUGGACUUCUGAUGAUGACUUGGGGCCUAGGCCUUUCAGAUUCCUCAACCGAGUGAGGGAUGCUGAGGACAGGGUUGAUGAGGCAGAAAUUGUAUUUGACAGUGACCCUAUACCGGAACAUCGUGACAUACUGCAUCAGGUUCAGGCAGCUUUGAACCAGACUUUAUCUAUUGAGGAGGGCUUCUGGAAGCAAAGGGCUGGCUCACGUUGGGUAUGUGAAGGAGAUCACAAUACUCGAUACUUCCAUGCGAUGGUUCAAGGACGCCGUAUCAGAUCGCGUAUUAGGUCCAUCAGGACACAGGCAGGGGAAGUCUUAGCUACUCCUGCUGAUAUUCAGACAUCGGUACGGGAGGCAGUUUUCAAUAUUGAUGCUGACAGUGUCGCUGGCCCGGAUGGCUUCUCAUCCCUAUUCUUCCAGCAUUGUUGGGAUAUUAUUCAGGAGGAUGUUUACAGCGCGGUAUUGGACUUCUUUGAUGGUGGUCAUCUUCCAAGGGGUUUUGCUGCUACUUCUAUUGUCUUGCUACCUAAGAAAGUUGGUGCUUGCAGAUGGACUGAAUUCAGACCAAUCAGCUUAUGCACAGUGUUCAGUAAGAUUAUUACUAAGCUUUUGAACACUCGGCUGAGUACACUGCUACCGCGCAUUAUUUCCCCCUCCACAGAGUGGUUUCAUCCCAGGCCGUUUGAUUGGAGAUAA